Molecule: messenger RNA, 1093 nt
Organism: Lagopus leucura (white-tailed ptarmigan)
Lineage: Eukaryota; Metazoa; Chordata; Aves; Galliformes; Phasianidae
Product: protein lifeguard 3-like
Exons: 4
Coding region: 703-1077 (124 amino acids)
Source: RefSeq, a predicted model, not a curated record
GGGGUGUCUCACGAAAAGCCUGAUGCUGGACAAGGAUAUGGGGUGGUAUGGGGUAGGCACUGUAGGGCAUGAAGCCAGCUCUCUGCAUAGGGACACCUGGGUCGCAGCAGAUUGGGGACAGGAGGUGACAGCUGGCAUACAUACUUGGCACCCCUGGGAUGGGACGGAUAGGGCUGCGGGGCUGAGACCCUGCAAACUCGUGCCAUGGGUGAGCUGAGCUAGGCAGCAAGCCUGGAGGCAUAGGGGCAUCCGUGCUGUGCUGUACCGAGCUGUGCCAUGCUGUACUGUGCUGUACCAGGCUGUGCCAAACUGCUGUAAUUUUCCAAGUUCUAGGAAGGCAGAGCCCUUCCACGGCUGAUCCACUCUGGGAAAGCCCCAGAAAAAGUGGGGAGUGCUGGUAUCCUGCCCAGCUAGGUGCUGUGUGGAGCACCCCAUCUCCAUUGUGUUGAGGUCCCCCCCUGGCUGCCUGCCACUUAUCAGUGCUGAGUCACGGUACCAGGCAGAGCUGUGGGGACCGGGUGGUGGCCACAGGGUCACUGAGCUAGCUGGGGUGGCCUGGCUGGUGACCAUAGGUUUCGAUGCCCUGUUCUGAAAGAGGAAAUAGAUCAUGCGUUGGGGUUCUGUGCCCAGAGAUGGAUUCUGCCAUAAGUGCCACGGGGAAGUGACCCCGUGAGGUGCCCAGCAGGACAGCUCGCAGCUGGCAUGGCGCAGCCCAGCGCACCCCCCCCGUACGACGACAAGAACCCCCUCUACCCCCCCAGUGCCUACCCCCAGCCCUCCCACUAUGCUGGAGGGUACCCACAGCCAGGGGGGUACCCUGCACCUGCGGGCUAUGCAGCACCAGGGGGGUAUGGGACACCAGGAGGGUACCCACAGCCAGGGAUGGCUAUGCCCACCAUGCCCAUGCGCUUUGGUGAUAACUAUGGAGGUGACGGUAUGGGAGGCAGCUCCCCCAUCCAGUCGGCUGACUGGGAUGACAGAAAAGUACGGCACACCUUUAUCCGCAAGGUCUAUGCCAUCAUCUCCGUGCAGCUGCUGGUGACAGUGGGGAUCAUCGCGAUGUUCACCUUUGUGUGAGUGAGGCGGUGAUGGG